Closterium sp. Naga37s-1 is the source of this 2421-nucleotide messenger RNA. The record is from the annotation of a GenBank genome assembly. Lineage: Eukaryota; Viridiplantae; Streptophyta; Zygnematophyceae; Desmidiales; Closteriaceae.
AUGGCGCUAGUUCCGCAAAUUCCGCGAAGCCCGCGGCGCGCAGCCGUCGCGUGCAUUUUCCUUCUCGCCACGGCUCUCUUUUCCACCUUCACGCGAACUUCCGCCGCCGCCAUUUCCCUUCCCGAGUCGCUCUCCUACGCCAACGUGGCGUUGCUAGACCCGCGCCUCGAGCUCCACUGGACCGUCAACGACAGCGACGCGACCAUUCGAUUGGCGGUUAGGGCUAACACGGCGGGAUGGUUCUCUAUAGCCAUCUCCGAGAUAGGCUCCAUGGCGGGCUCAGACGCGCUGGUGGCGUGGGUGGCGGAGAACGAGGGACGCGUGUACGCCACAGACUGCUUUAUCCUCUCUCCCUCUCUCUUCUUUCUUUCUCAAAAACUUACUCUUCGCGUCCAACCCGAAACUGUUGACCCAGACGCGCUCGUGGCGUGGGUGGCGGAGAACGAGGGCCGCGUGUACGCCACAGACUGCUUCAUAUCUCUCUCUCACUCCCUCUCCUUUUUCAAAAAUUUCCGUUUGUGCCACUCCGAAACUGCUGAUUCAGACGCGCUGGUGGCGUGGGUGGCGGAGAGCGAGGGCCGCGUGUACGCCACAGACUGCUUCAUCUUCAACACAACAGCCACUGGAACCGCACUGGACGACCAACAAGACUGGCACGUGCUGGGCGGCAGCCAGGUCACCAACCAAUCCACGGGCGACACGUGGACCACCGUGCACGCGUGGCGCCUGCUCGACACGGGGGAUUGUAAUGACCGCCCGAUAGUGUCCGGAAAGCUUCACAACAUCAUCUGGGCCUCGGGUCCCACGGAUAAAGUCAGCUACCAUGGCUCCACGCGGGGUGGAGGCACCUUAGUGCUCGCUCCUUCGCCAGGCCCCGCCAUUCUCCAACCCUCAGCACCGCCCUCAACCACUUCUCCUGCUGCUGCUGGGUCUAAUUCGGCUCGAGGGGUCGGGCGGUUGGGAGUGGAGCGGCGGCAAGCAGUGGGGGAGGGGGAGGUGGUGGGGGGAGUCCUUAAUUUCACUUUCACGGACUACCCCGUCCCAACCGACCGUUCCUCCUAUCGCUGCAUGCGAGGAGUACCCGGAUCUGCUGCAAUCGGGAAUGAUAUUCGACUGUGUGGGGAGGGAGGGCCCCUUGCGGCACGUUCGUGGCCGUGUGGGCGUGGGGAGGAGAGGACGCCCUUCGCAUCAUCUUCUCUCACCUCUUCCCACCUCUCACCGCCCCUUCCCAUUCCCACUCUCCUAUUCUAUACCAACAGAGAAGAGUACCCGGAUUUGCUCCCAUCGGGGAUGAUCUUUGACUGUGUGGGGAGGGCCCCCUGCAGCACAUUCGUGGCAGUGUGGGCGUGGGGAGGCCGCCCCUUCACCCUCCCCCCCAACAUCGGCUACCCCAUCGGCCCGGGCUACUUCACCAAGUUCGUGCUAGAGAUGCACUACGUCAAUCCCGAGGGCCGAACCGAUAUCGUGGACAGUUCCGGGCUGUACCUGAAGCUCGCAUCCUCUCGGGACCUCCAGGACGCACACAUCAUGAAGGUCGGCCUCGUCGAUCACACCCACCUCAUCCGAGUGCCGCCCGGCAUGCCCUCGUGGACGCUCGCUAAUUCCUGCCCGGGCGAAUGCACGGCUGCGGUGUUCAAGAACGAGAGCGUGAAGAUUGUUGGGUCGAUCCUGCACGAGCAUAACAUUGGACGGCAGGUGUACACAGAGGUGCUAAGGGAGGGAAGUGCCGUUGCAACCAUCAACCGCAUUGACUACUUUGACUAUGCAUCGCAACAGACCAUGCCGGUACAGCCCGAGUUUGAGCUGCUGCCAGGGGAUGAGAUCCGCACCACCUGCGUGUGGGACUCCACCUCUCGCUCCAAUGUAACGGUGGGAGGGCCAGCAGCUGAGAAUGAAAUGUGUGUGAACUACCUCGUGUACUACUCUGCAACGCAGGGCCAAGAGAUGCAUGCAUGCUACACGGUGUGUGGGGCGAUGGACAACGACACACUCACUAUGGACCCCAGUCGCCUGGACCUCACCACGCACUACGUGUGUGGGCCAGGGCACAACCCCUACAUCCCCACCGGCAAAUCCUGCGUUAUCAGCUACGGCUGCAACGACAAUGUCACAGUCCUCUAUGGCUGCCCUGAUAAGACCAAGGUGUCUCUCUCAACCAUUCCAAUCGAUGACAUCUCAACACCGCUCCUACCCGGCAGCACUCUCUCCCCUUCUUCCCUCGCCAAUAACGCUGCUACAACUGCAAAUACCAAUGGGGAUCUCUCCACCGCCAACACCAAUGCUCUUGCUUCCGCCGCCAAUGCCACUGCUGUUGUUUCCCCCGCCAAGACCAAUGCAAAGGCUGCCCCAGCAGCAGCAGCUGGCAGUUCUCUCACAUUGAUGCUUCUGCUCUCCUCCUUAACUGCCUCUUUUGUUUUCUAA